Molecule: messenger RNA, 657 nt
Organism: Suillus bovinus
Lineage: Eukaryota; Fungi; Basidiomycota; Agaricomycetes; Boletales; Suillaceae
Exons: 1
Source: RefSeq, a predicted model, not a curated record
GUCUUCGCACGACUUGAAGAAACAUCUGCUCGAUUCCUUAUAUCAUCAUCUCCUAUCAAAUCAAGUUCAAGGUUGCCUACCAUGCCACUAGCAAUAAUCUCGCCCGUUAAACGCACGCCAAAAUCAAGGUUGCACUGCAACAUGUCCUCAAAGUCAACGAGGGAGAAAAAGCUCGAGGAGACAGUCAAAAAUCUCACCAAGCAGGUCACAAUGCUCAAAGAGCAUGUAAGCGCCCUUCAAGCGACUGUAAUUCUCCAGGGACGCUACUGCGAUCGAGUUCGCCGUCAUCUUGAGACACAAGAGAAGAAAGGCUGUCAGGACAGUGACAACAUCAAGUUGAAUGGAGAUGGUAUGCCGAGGCUACUUACCAGUGACGAGGUCUUCGAGAAAGUCGUGCAAUACCAGGAGCAUCAACAGGCAAAAGCAGCCGAGAAGGAAACAAGGAAAGCAGCAUGGGAGGCACGAACACAAGAGAUGACAGUGUGGAUUCAAGAGGAUGAGGCAAGAAAAAAUCGAAACAAAGCCAAGACCGAGCAGUGGAAGGUAGCUGUUAAAGAGUGGGAGGCCGAGCAAGUGUUGGCAAAGCAAGAAAAGCAAAAACCACGAUGGAAGAAGCCUGUCCGUGGACCACUCGAGAAGCCUUGUCCUAAGCCAAAG